Molecule: messenger RNA, 378 nt
Organism: Penicillium arizonense
Lineage: Eukaryota; Fungi; Ascomycota; Eurotiomycetes; Eurotiales; Aspergillaceae
Exons: 1
Coding region: 1-378 (125 amino acids)
Biological process (GO): transmembrane transport
Molecular function (GO): transmembrane transporter activity
Source: RefSeq, a predicted model, not a curated record
AUGACUGCUAGUUUCCAGGUGAUUGCAGGCAUUGGCAUAGGCAAAAUAUUCAGCCUCCCACCAAUUCCAAUGCAAGCCAGUACUGCAUCCGAUGACCAAGGUCUCGCAAUGGGAAUUAUGGUCGCAUUCAGGCUAUUUGGUGCUCUUAUUGGUCUUGCAGUUGGUGCCACUACAUUCAGCAGUAUCUUCGCAAAAAGGAUUAACGGCAUCGCAUUGCCUGCUUCUUUGGCAUUGUUGGAAGAUCCAUGUGAGGCCGUGAGCUUUAUUCCCUAUCUACAAACCGCCGAUAUCUCCCCUGCUCAGCGCGACCUCAUUGAAGAGGCAUACAAGGACACCAUGCAGACAAUCUGGUAUGAACUGAUACCGUUUGGAGCGUAA